UAACAAUUCGAGUGAUGUCACUGUGUCACCAUGGUCUUAAAAAUUAAAAACAAAACUUGUUUAAAUAUUUAUUGGAACUUGUUGCUUCUCUUUAGACAUACGAAUAUGAUGUGGCAUAUCUCCUUUACUGUAUGUGUAUGGCAUUCAGAUCCCCAUUGCCUUCGUAAGAAGCGCCUGUUGAACGAGCUGAGAAAGAGACGGUCACUGGAUGCGAUACGCCUGGGUGUGAAGAUAAGACGGAAGAGGUACAAUUACGCAGAUUACCACGAUUGGGACGAAGAUCCGGGAAAUUAUGAUUAUGAAGAUCCCAAAACCUCUAUGUCUUAUGUUGACAAAAUUAAGGAAAACGGCAACGCCAUAAUUACACUGACCGCCAUAGUAAUGGGGAUAUUGAUGUGCUGCUUCGUGACCUGUGUCCUACCUUGCUUGCGUUUCUGUGGCGAAUGUUGCAGUUGCUGUAAGACCAAUUGCCUCAUGUGUUAUGACUGCAUUGUCUGCAGAGAUCCAAAAUACCGUAUUCUACAGAGUAUUGGGGAGAAGACGGGAAUGCAGAUGCCGGACUACAACUCCUAUAUAAUGAUGCGGGAGGUCUACGGUGAAGCAGCAAAGGAAGUUGCUCAAGAAGCUGCUCAGGGAGGCGCAUUCUUUUGAUCGCUAGUGGAUAUCGCAUCUUAACCCAAACGAAUCGUUCAUCUAUCAUUACAUAUUUCUCCAGCAUUAAACUACGGACCCAAUGGACAACAAUUAAUCUAACUUCAUCUCAUAAAACACAGAGUACGUGUGGAUAUUCUUAUGUCAUCACAAAUAAAUGAUGACAUGUUGAUAGUCACCGGUUUACUUGCAGGCGCUCGCCCGCGUUUGUUGGCCAGUGUCUGUAACGAUUGCUACACUUUUGUAAUCUUUUGCAGUAAUUCACCAGAUGGACGUGACAUCUUGUCGUGUUCACGCCAUGUUUGUAAGUGCACACAAACAGUAUUUAGAAAAUAUACGUAUAUUUUUAAUUUGUCAUAUUAGUACAUUACGAGUAUUACUAAAUAAGUA
Owenia fusiformis is the source of this 1041-nucleotide messenger RNA. NCBI's taxonomy places the organism in Eukaryota, Metazoa, Annelida, Polychaeta, Sabellida, Oweniidae. The record is from the annotation of a GenBank genome assembly.